UUUGCCCCCUUUUUUCAGUGUGACAAUCUACUGUUUGCUGAUGUCGAGGAUGACGCGAACGUUGAGGAUGAUGUUGACAAUGUUGCAACAGCAGCUUUGCCACCAGUAGCUGCCACACGUUCGACGCUAACAACUCAUUAUGCCACAGCCAAGCCGAUUGCAGUAACAACACCGUCACCAACUGCAGUCCGCAGCACUCCACCGGCGAACUGCAUCGAACAGCGCUUACCCGCCUUUAAGGCGCAUCACAGCGAUAAUGCAGCGACAACAGCGAAUGUGCAAGCGGUAUUGCUGCAAAAUCAAGUGAACACAUUGCAGUGGCAAUUGAAGCAGGUCGAAACCAGUAAUGAAAUGUAUCGCGCUGUCAUUGAAGAGAUCGCACGCUUCCUUGAUCGCUAUCAAACGCAAAAACAACUACAGCGCCAACUCCAACAGCAACAACAGAUAUCCCGUUCCAAGAGUCUCUACCAAGUUUAUGAUGGCAGCAGCAAUUGCGAAGGUCAUGAACAAAACACCAGCGGCAACAGCACUUUCAGUGGUAAAUCAACAGCAACUUCGUCUUGCUUGCGCACGCGCAGCAGCAGCAAUCUGAUCGUGGACCUCAAGCAGUCAGCCAUACAAAAUGGCAAUGUGAAAUCAAACAGUGCCAACGGGGAACAUAGUACACUGGCAACAUCGGCAGCAGAUAAGCGUAGUUGUGAUGCCAUCAACACGUCGGCCAACAAUUCAUACACUGCAUUCAAGGACUUUACUUGGCGCCGCUCGCCCAAGAAGUAUGCCGAAUCGAAGGCCCAAGCCGCCGCCGACGAUGUUGAGGAAAAGCUUAACCAGGAAGCUUUCCGGCUUUCGCGCACGAUACACAAUCUGCUAAACACAUCCACACGUCAACCGGAUUUAACGCAGCAUCGUAGCUCUCUAACGACACAUACCCAUGGCGUGCACAGCAAAGUGUUGAAGACACCUGCACCGUCUCCAGCAGCCACAAUCCCAACACUCGUUGCGUCGGCUGCUCAAGGCAACGCUACCAGCAAGAAACACAGCGCCGCUGACGCCACGAAUAAAUGCAAUAGUCGCGUUCACCCCGCUGCUAACUCGCUUGCCAAUGCCACUGCCGAAAUGCUCUUCUUGCGCGCUAAUAAUAUACGCGACUCACGCUUAUCGCUGCGCAGCUCCACCGACAGCUCUGUACAUUCUACCACCUCCAAUUCGUCGGCAGUAUCAUCUUCCUCGUCGUCGGCGUCGUCGUCAGCGGCAUCCACAUCUUCCAGCAAGGUGGAGACAGACGAGGAUGUUACGUUAAAUCACCCAUUUCAUGCGAUGGCAUUGCCAUUCAAGCAGCUCCAACAUCCACUGGGCUCAGCCACAGAAGAUGAGAGUGGCUUCAGUUCGAUCAGCUCAUUCCAGGAUAUAGGUGUGCCGUUAUGCUCCACAAUGAUAUCGAAUGGCACUUCUACACCGAAUCGUUUGUCAUUAGCGAGCGUAAAAUUUGAUACCACCAGCUUGGGUAAUGCUAAUGGCGGCAUUGCUGUUAGUGUAAGUGGCGACAUGGAGGCCGGCGAAUUCGCCGGUGAUAGCCGCAAUUCCACCCUUAAAGCCAACCAUCCCAGCAAUGUGCUCGGCGUGCCGUUGCAAGCCACACACGAUAUGCAACACCGCUGGGACACGACAACAACAACAACAACAAAAACAAGUUACCGCAGCGCCAAUACGUACCAGCGUUUCUCCACGCUGUCCAAUGAGGAUGCGUCCGCUGUGCUUUGGGUAUAGGUGAGCGCCAAUCGGCACCCCAAAUUGCCGCAUCUCUACUUUGUGCAUUUAACUUCUUAAUUAAAUGUUUCUUUUAUUUAGUAAAGAAAUCAAGCAAAAAUCUUCGAAUUUGAUUUGGUUUGUCAAGUUUUAAGUUCAGUUUUAAUUGAAAAUUUUAGUGCGACCAACGCUUUGUAUUAAUUAGUAAUAUUAGAGGAUGGUACACAGCAGUGCCUUUUAAUAUGUUAUAAACGUAUUUUAAUAUUAAAUGUUAAUUUUAGAAGCUACAAACAUAUGUAUAAAUUUUAAAAUCAUCAAUCUGCAAUUAUUCCAGUUUUUGUCGCACAAAUUCAGAAAUGCAUUUAUUUUGAUUACAAUAUGUAUUUUUAAAAAUAUUUCACAGUUUGAAAACCCGUUAAUCAACGCUAAGAUAGAUACUUGUCAAAUGUAAGGCGAAAUAAAAUUCCACUUGCUCUUAUUAGAUUAUGCAGAGAAUAAUGAGUUUGUUUAAUUUAUGGCUUCCUAAUUAAUGCUAGUGCGAUUUGUCGGAGCUCAAAAUAGCUCGCCUAUUCACAUUGUUGUUGCGGCUUACUUAGCUCUGUCUCGAUCGGAUUGGGUGCCACUCCGACAGGUUGGGUUGUGUGGGAAUGUAAAG
Molecule: messenger RNA, 2401 nt
Organism: Rhagoletis zephyria (snowberry fruit fly)
Lineage: Eukaryota; Metazoa; Arthropoda; Insecta; Diptera; Tephritidae
Product: putative GPI-anchored protein PB15E9.01c
Source: RefSeq, a predicted model, not a curated record